UGUCCUUUCAGCUUCGUUCUGCGGCCAACGAUGUACAUCCGACUGCCACGCGCCAGCAGCUCGUACCCUCGUGAGAAAAUACGCGGAAGGCGAGUUGGUGCGCCGGAGUCCUCCCCAUCGACCUGCGAAAUAUGAGACGGAGAACGAUAUUCUGCAAUUCGAAUUCGAAGUCUCGAUCAAGACGAAUGAAUGGGAGUUGACCGCGGUGUUGAUCGGCGGUCCAUUGUUCCUCGCGGCUGAUCCUCCCAAAGCCUGGCAUUGUGACGAUCAUCUCGACGCGAUUAUGUUAAGCCCGUUCAGAAUGCGAAUCCCGAUCCGGGAACAGCUUGCACUUCUGGUUUUGAUAUCCGCCUUGGUUGGACUUACUGUCAUAUCCGUCGCAACAUGGAUCACCAAUCAGAACUUCGUUCUAAGCGUUCGGGCAUCGGAACUCGCACUGACGGCGUCCCUGAAAGCGGCGCAACUCGCAUCGAACUUGCAGUUGAUGCAGUCCCUCGUCAGCACAGUCUCUACUCGAUUGAUCAUCCAGCUCGCCCUCGAGCGCUAUUACGGUGGAAAUGAUACCGAAUCGAAUUGGACGCGGUCCUUCGAUGACAUCCAGGCGGCUGUAAACGGAGUUCGCGACGGUGGUUUGGCUAUGCAAGCCACCGUGUCGCUCAGAAAUGAAUCUACCGUCGUAGUGAAUGCUACGGCUCCCGAUCCAGUCGAGCUGCCGUACACAUAUCCGAAUGGGACUCGAGUCACCCUUGGAGAUGACAGUCCUGCGUACCCUCGUAUAGGCUUCCCACCGCCGCUCUACCCGAAUUUCACGUUCCUUUGUAUUCCGCGAAACGAGAGUUUCUGUGAGCCUAGGGUGGAGUCGGACGGCUUCGUGCUGAGCCAGGACAAUUCCCUGCUCCUUGGUCCAUAUAUGAUCAACGAGACGUUCGCCAUGGUGUCGAUCACUCGACCGAUCAUCAAUAACGCAUUGAACGCGGAUAUUCUGGGUUGGUUGACAACAUGCUUUGACGCUCGGUUGAUAUUGGACGUCAUCACGUCACGAGAAGGUUUGGAUCAAACUGGCAUCACCCUCGUUCUUGGUUCCGCGAACUCCACGAACCUUUUCCCUCCUGGCGUCGUAUACAAUGAAGGUGAAUUCGACCAGUCUGCGCUCAACGAUGAGCCUGUACGUUUUGUGCUAUCUCCGAACGAUACGUAUGGAAGACAUGGAUUUCGUGCUACCUCCUCCUUACUGGAGAGUUUCCGUUUGGGUGACUUCCGAGGGCUUGCUCACGCUUUCAAAAGGUCGGACAUGAUCAACAAUGCUGGAAGCAUUAUCCGCGCAAAGAACGAGGAGGGCAAGGAAGUGUCCAUUGGCUAUGCCAUGGCGCCGACGAAUAUUGUAAACUGGGUCAUUGUCAUCGAACACGCUCGUAGCGAGAUCUGGGCGCCUAUCAAUAAACUUCGGACUAUUAUUCUCGGUUGUAUAUUCGGAACAAUUGGCGCCGUUCUUAUCUUGGCCUUCCCGGCCGCUCAUUACUCGAGUCGGCCUAUCCGUAGACUGCGGGAGGCAACCAAGCAGUCAGUCGACCCUCCAGGUUACUCGCCAGAGGACGACCAUCUAUCCAGAUCCAGUGGUCACAGCGACGGCCAUGACGAGGAGCUAGCGCGGAAGGAAGGCUUCUUCGCGACCAUUCGUCAUUGGGGUCGCAACCGUGACUUGUCACGGGAGGAACGUCAGGAUCUUCAACGCCGAUGGCAGUUUCGCAUCCCAGCGAAAGUGCGGGAACGAAAGCACCUGGUUCAGGAUGAGCUUUCCGACUUGACCAAGACCUUCAAUGAGAUGACGGAUGAGCUAAUGAUGCAAUACACGAAACUGGAGGAGCGUGUUCAGCAGCGUACGGCGGAGCUUGAGACGAGCAAGCGAGCGGCAGAAGCGGCCAACGAGAGCAAAACCUUGUUUAUCGCAAACAUCUCCCACGAGUUGAAAACACCGCUGAACGGCAUUAUGGGCAUGUGCGCCGUGUGCAUGGGCGAAGAGGAUCCCGUCAAAGUCAAGCGUAGCCUUGGAAUCAUCUACAAGAGUGGCGACUUGCUUCUCAACUUAUUGACCGACCUCUUGACAUUUAGUAAAAACCAGGUUGGACAGUACCUAUCACUCGACGAAAAAGAGUUCAAGAUCCGUGAUAUUAGUUCUCAGAUUUUGGCCAUUUUUGACAAGCAGUCGAGAGACAGCGGUAUCAAAUUGGCCGUGAAAUUUGAAGGACCAACUGAAGCCAACAUUGUGGAUGGUGGACUUUCUGAUAAACGAGAGAUGGGGCCGUUUGGUACAGGCAAAGUCCGCAACUUGGUCCUCUGGGGUGACCAACACCGCAUACUGCAGGUUGUGAUCAACCUUAUAUCAAACAGUCUGAAGUUUACGCCGUCGAAAGGCAGCAUAACCCUUACCAUUCGUUGCCUCGGCGAGUGGGAUCAGGCUAGCAGUAGUCGAAAGGGGUCGUUUGGGUCAAAACACAACAGUGGACGCACAUCCCAACCCAAAGCGUCGGAUUCAGAAGGCAGCGUCGCAACUGGCAAGAAUCACAGCACUGCGAACGAGAUCAAUCCAUAUGAUCGACAAUUUAGCAAGUUCCACGAGCGGAAUUCCAGCCCUCCGCCAGGCAAGAUACUGUUGUUCGAAUUCGAGGUCAAAGACACUGGCCCUGGCGUCCCAGAACCUCUUCAACAGCGGAUUUUUGAGCCAUUCGUCCAAGGAGACUUGGGUUUGAGCAAGAAAUACGGCGGAACCGGCCUCGGGCUCAGCAUCUGUGCCCAGCUGGCGAGCUUGAUGAAAGGUCACAUGGUCUUACAGAGCGAAGAUAGCAAAGGAUCCACAUUCACGAUGCAGAUACCGUUACGACAUUUAAGUUCCCGCGCUGACAGUACGGCUUCGUCCAGCUUGUCAGGAGCCGAUCCGCAUGCAUCCGCAGACGAUCUGAGGGCAACUCUGAAGACACCAGAUUCAACACAAAGCGCGCCUGCCAGCACCGGACCUGGUCCAGUGCCUUUCGAAACGGACAGCAAGCCUCGAUUAGUCGGGUUGAGUACGCCAUUCUUCGCCAGCACGUCGCCGCUCGAAGGUCCCAAUAGCCAGCAGGCGGCCAUUCAAAGGGUUACUGCGGAGGCGACGAAGCGUGGAGAUAAAGUGAAGGUUCUUGUUGCAGAAGACAACAAGACCAAUCAGGAAGUGGUGCUGCGGAUGCUGAAACUGGAGGAUAUCUUUGAUAUUACAGUCGCAGAAGAUGGUCAAGAGGCGGUAGACCUGGUCCGGCAGAGUAUGGAGACGCACAAUCCAUACAACUUGAUUUUCAUGGAUGUGCAGAUGCCCAACCUAAAUGGUCUGGAGUCUACACGCCUUAUCCGACAAUCUGGAUACACGGCCCCGAUCGUCGCUUUGUCCGCCUAUUCCGAAGACGUUAACAUCAAAGAAUGCCUCGAGUCGGGCAUGAACGAUUUUAUCUCCAAGCCCAUCCGCCGUCCACGACUCAAACAGGUCCUAAAGACAUAUUGUCCGCCGAUUCCCGAAGAAUCGGAAGAAGCUGGGCCGUCGCGGUCCAACUCGGACAAGGCCAGGGUGGAUGGUAACUCCGGCGAGGAGUUGGCCGACGAUACUAGAAAUUUGUCGGUCGUCCACAACGCUGCUUCUGAGAACCCAAUCAUUGUUGGGGAUGUCUCAACGCAUGAUUAUCAUAGAGGGAAUCAACCAAAAAGUUGAUUCCUCACAAAGUGCUUGGGCGAUUUCGAAUACCCCGUUUCCUACUCGUGGAGUUUUGUACAUGGUUUGCUGCAUCUUUUGUUAAUGUGAGGAUGCUACGACUACAUAUACCUGGACCU
Molecule: messenger RNA, 3852 nt
Organism: Eremomyces bilateralis CBS 781.70
Lineage: Eukaryota; Fungi; Ascomycota; Dothideomycetes; Eremomycetales; Eremomycetaceae
Product: putative histidine kinase HHK5p
Exons: 4
Coding region: 284-3733 (1149 amino acids)
Biological process (GO): phosphorylation; phosphorelay signal transduction system
Molecular function (GO): phosphorelay sensor kinase activity
Source: RefSeq, a predicted model, not a curated record